Messenger RNA from Erythranthe guttata (spotted monkey flower), 2637 nucleotides. NCBI's taxonomy places the organism in Eukaryota, Viridiplantae, Streptophyta, Magnoliopsida, Lamiales, Phrymaceae. The record is from RefSeq and is a predicted model, not a curated record.
AGAGAGAGAAUGGCUCAUGCUGCAGUAUAUUCGGUUAAGUCGGCAAUGAUGGAGCUUGAGAGCAAUUCAGCAUUCAAAAAACAUUCUUCUGAAAGCAUCUCUUUAGAUGACUUUAACUCAUUUCUCGAGGCAAUCGAGCUCCUUCCUAGCCACAACUUAGUUGAUGCGGCCGCUUCCGAAAGACGAGUCAAAGAUGCAGCCCAACAACUCAUAGAUCUGAUCGACUCCCAUGUAUCGGAUCUCUUACUACUUUCCGAUCAUCAAUCUGAAAGCAUCUCUUCAGAUGAUUAUAUCGGUUUCACUUUCUCCUUCUCCCAACAACUAUCAGAACUCAAACAAGAACUCAGUUCGUUUCUCACAGCUUUGAAGAUCACUGAACAACAACAACAACAACAACAACAACAACAACAACAACAACGAAAGAAGUCUUCUUCUGAUUAUAACAGCAAUGGGAAACAACAAGAUCUGGUGGGACUGUAUGGCGAAAUAAAAGUACUAAAAGAAUGGAUUCAGCAUCCCUAUUCCAGUCUCUUGGUUACAACAAUUGCGGGCAUGACCGGGAUCGGUAAGACUACUCUCGUUAAACAUGUUUAUAGCGAUCCAUGUGUUGUAGAUGGGUUCGAAACUCGUGUAUUCGUGCACAUCGGCCCACGCUAUAGUCAACUGGAAGAAAUUAUGCUGCUUGUUCUCAAUCAACUCGGCGUCGUCUUUCCCACCUCUGAUGAACUACUUCACGAAAACGUAGACUAUCUGAGAAAUCAAUUGUCGGAGGCUUUAUCUGGUCAAAAGUAUCUAAUUGUGUUAGACGACGUGUGGACUGAUACUGAUGUCUGGAAUCGUAUGCGGUUUAAUAGUUUCCCAGAGUACGAAAAAGGAAGCCGCAUCAUCAUCAUAUCUCAGAUCCAAAGCUUAGAUUACUCCAUGCUUGAAAACCAAUGGAUUAUCCCAUUACCAUUGUUGAACGACGACGAUAGUUGGAAGCUACUUCACCAGACGGCAUUUUCUAGUGGAUACCAAUGUAGCUCAGAACUUGAGAAAAUCGGAAAGAAGAUCGCCAGAAACUGCCAAGGACUCCCUGCGGCAAUUAUACAGGUUGGAGAGAACCUACGUGGAAAAUUGGUCCAAGAAUGGAAGACAUUAUCAGAAAAUGAAGAUCCACUCGUCAUCACAAGAAAUGACGAUACACCCCUCUCAAAGGCACUAUAUUUUAGUUACAUGAUGUUGCCUCAAUAUCUAAAGGUAUUCUUUCUGUAUAUGGGUGUGUUCCCAAAAAAAUAUCUGAUUUCUCGAACCAUGCUCAUCAAAUUAUGGGUUUCUGAGGGUUUUCUUAGUUUAAAUCCAUCUUCUGAAGAAUUUGUCGGGAUUUACUUAGAUCUACUUAUUUGCCGAAAUGUUGUUUUGAUAGAAAAGAAGGCAUCUGUAAAUAUGAAUACAACUAAGAACUGUAGUAUGCAUUUCACCUUUCGGAGUCUAUGUGUUAAUGAAGCUAAGAGUGAAAAGUUUUUCCAUGUCCUUAGAAAAUACACUGAUUGUAAGCCAGAGAACAUCAAAAGCCAUCAGCGUUUGUGUGUCCACAAUAACGUUGUCCUUGCUUUCAAAGAAGUUCAUGAGUGGAUGGAGUUUGUUCCAAAUACACGAUCUCUUCUUUGUUUCGGUCCAAAACAACAAUAUCCAAUAGGGUUGCCCUUGUGUUUUAGAUUGCUCAGGAUACUAGAUGCACUUGCAGUCCGCUUCUACGAGUUCCCACAUCAAGUGUUUCCAUUAGUUCAGUUAAGGUACCUUGCCAUCACGUGUGACGGAGAGCUCCCCAACUCCAUAUCGAAACUUUUGAACCUCGAAGUCUUGAUUUUCGGUCGGCAUCUGAACAUCAAAUUGUCGAAAAAUGGUCCGGCUUAUCUACCUAUAGAGAUAUGGAAACUGUUUAAACUGAGGCAACUUUAUUGCAUGGGCUUUGAUCUGCCAACUCCUCCACCUUCGGAUGGUUCUCAUCCGGUUCUUGAAAAUCUUGUUACACUUUCAGGUGUGAGUGUUCACAGUUGUACCAAGGAAGUUCUUUCAAGGAUUCCCAAUCUAAAGAGAGUAGCCGUUCAGAUUGAGUCGGCACACGAUUCAGUCGAAACCUUCAGUUUUUUCAGUCAAUUUACGUCGCUCUAUCAAGAAUUUGAGUCAUUCAAAUGCGUUGUUGUAAAUCCUAAUCUCAGUUCCCAGAUUGUUCAUUGUGUUCCGAAUUUUCCUGUGAACAUUAAGAAGAUAAGUCUGAGUGGAUGUGGAUUUCCGUGGAAGAAAAUUGAAGUGCUUUCGGCAUUGCCGAAUCUUAAAGUGCUCAAACUGCGAUGGUAUGCCUUUUGCGGGCCCGUUUGGAAAAUCAGUGGCGCAGAAUUCCCCGCACUUGAGUUUUUGCUGCUGGAAGACUUGGAUAUAGAACAAUGGGAAUUCGAGGGUGGAGACAUGCGUUAUAUGCAUAGGGUUAUCGUUAGGCAUUGCUACAAACUAAAAAGUUUUCCGGAUAACUUGAUAUUUACCGAUCUAGUAGAGGUGGAUGAUUGCAACUUAUCUUUUAUGAAGAAAAUCCGCCGGACGAUGUUCGUGUCUGGUGAACCUAAAAUCAGUUCGUCAAUUACACCUCAGUUGAAUUGA